Mugil cephalus (flathead mullet) is the source of this 3658-nucleotide messenger RNA. RefSeq names its product SH3 domain containing GRB2 like 2a, endophilin A1 (gene sh3gl2a). Gene Ontology annotation, molecular function: protein binding. The record is from RefSeq and is a predicted model, not a curated record. Gene Ontology annotation, cellular component: presynapse; cytoplasm; glutamatergic synapse. Gene Ontology annotation, biological process: synaptic vesicle uncoating. The transcript is spliced from 12 exons. NCBI's taxonomy places the organism in Eukaryota, Metazoa, Chordata, Actinopteri, Mugiliformes, Mugilidae. Bases 191 to 1270 code for a protein of 359 amino acids.
GACGUCCAAUAGCCUGAUCGGGGCUUUAGUCAGCCACUCUCUCGCAGGAGAUCCCUCUGGUGAAGAGCAUCGUAGACGGGGGUUAGCCACGGCUGCAAGAUCGUCGCCAGAUUCAGUUAGGACCGAGAUUUGCUCCUCGCAGCCGCAGCAUCACCUCACACUCCCCAGCUAGAACCACCGUGUAGCAACCAUGUCUGUAGCGGGGCUCAAGAAGCAAUUCCACAAAGCCACUCAGAAAGUGAGUGAGAAAGUCGGGGGAGCGGAAGGAACAAAGCUCGAUGAGGACUUCACUGAAAUGGAAAAGAGGGUGGACACCACCGCUCGAGCAGUGCUGGACAUCAUGACCAAAACCACUGAGUAUUUGCAGCCAAACCCAGCCACCAGAGCCAAGAUGAGCAUGAUGAACUCCAUGUCGCGCAUGCGCGGCCAGGAGAAAGGGCCGGGCUACACGCAGACCGAGACCAUCCUGGGAGAGUCCAUGCAGAGGUUCGGCCGGGAGCUCGGGGAGGACUCUAACUUUGGCCUUGCCCUGAUUGAUGCUGGGGAAGCCAUGCGUGAGCUUGGAGAGGUUAAAGAUGCUCUGGACAUGGAGGUGAAGCAGAACUUCAUCGACCCACUGCAGAACCUCCAUGAAAAAGACCUCAAGGAGAUUCAGCACCACCUGAAGAAAAUGGAGGGCCGCCGCCUGGACUUUGAUUAUAAGAAGAAACGUCAGGGCAAAGUGACAGAUGACGAGCUCAAAGCGGCGCUGGAGAAGUUCGACGACUCCAAGGAAAUUGCUGAGCAGAGCAUGUUCAAUCUGUUGGAGUGCGACAUUGAACAGGUGAGCCAGCUGGCCGCGCUGGUCCACGCUCAGGUGGAGUAUCACAGCCGGGCUGCUGAGAUCCUCACACAGCUUUCCAGUAAGAUAGACGAACGGAUAAGGGACACUUCCACCAAACCGAGGAAAGAGUUUGCCCCGAAGCCACGUACAUCUCUGGACUUCUCCAUCAGUGAGAACCAUAACGGAGGCAUCCACGGGGCUCGUUCUCCAGGUGCGAGGUCUCCAGCAAGAUCUCCAGCCAGGUCUCCAGCUCCCAUGGACCAGCCCUGCUGUCGCGCACUGUAUGAUUUCGACCCCGAGAACGAAGGUGAGCUAGGCUUCAAGGAAGGCGACAUCAUCACCCUAACCAAUAAGAUCGACGACAACUGGUACGAAGGGAUGCUCCACGGCAACUCUGGCUUUUUCCCCAUCAACUAUGUGGAUAUCCUGGUGCCGCUGCCCCACUAGGACGUCACCACUACCAGCUGUGUCUGCAACAAAUCCUGGCCUCCAGCUCCUCGUUCCUUCCAGUAUCCCCCUCCCCCCCGUCCCGUAACCUUUUUCCUAAACGUUCCCACUACUAACCACCUGCGCUCCGCUUUAAAGGAGCCAAUACAGCAACAACACAAUAACGAACAAAGAUGUGAACAAGGCUAAUGAGGAGUAAAAGCAAGUGUGCACCGAAUGAGCGUUAAAAAAAAAGAAAAAAAAAAACUUUUAAGGAAAAUGAGGAAAAAUCUGCAUUGAUGUUGUUGCCCUCCCCCCCUUAUUCCAGGAGGUACCUUCAGGCUUCCAUAGUCUAAUACUUUGCCCAUCGCUGUCCCCGGCUUCUGUCCUGGUUUAAGUUGGCUGUCAGUCCGUCACGAGUUUAUCAGAGCAGCUCUGCAGAAUCACACUUUCUCUCAUUCACUGUAUUUUGUGCAAACCUCUACAGUAGAUAGAAUCUUUUCUCUCACAUACUACGAAAAUAAUGUUGGUCCACGUGCUUCAUGUUUGUUAGAGACUGUACGUCAAGCAUGGUUUCAAGUGUUUUAACGUUUUAUCUUAUUAAAAAAAAAAAAAGAAUAUGUUGAGUAGUUUUGUUUCAAAUAGUCCUCUUUUUAACAGUAGUCGUCUCUCUUGACAUGCUCGGACAGUUUAUUUAUUUAAUUUUAUUUAUUUUUUUAGAAGAAACAGCGUCCUUGUCGUGCCCUAAAAAGUCUGUCUCUCUCUAAAGGAGUUUUAAUAAUAAUAAAAACGUUGUAGGCGGAUUCAUCGAGCUGACAACCGAUAGUAUUUUUAUGUUUUACAUAUCAACGUGCACGUGUGAUUGACUGGUCAUGUGUGAUUUAGAUACCAAAGUUAUCUGCUAUUUAGCUCCGACGGGACGCGUCGGCAAAGCCAGCGUGACGCCACAGGGUCAAGCUUGCGAUCUCUAGUUCUUUGGUAUUUUAUAAGGAGUGGGUGAAACUGUAUUCUUGAGUGCGUUACACAUUACAUAUCUGAGCCAGUGAUUAGUGAAGUGGUGACAUGAUUUGCAGAACCCCAAGUCGUGAAGUUUCAACGGUUUGAAGUGAAAACUAUGGUGCAUCAGUUUCAGUCCUCCGACAUGUAUUUUAUCAGCGACGUGAACAGUGGUUGGUGUUUUGUGAUAUAAUAACUUAUAGGACUUAACCGCUCAUCGGGGGAAGACGUUUUUUUUGCUGAAGACGUGGCUCUUUCUGCUGCGUCCCUGCUAGGCCAGUUAGCGUUCCUGUAGUUUAGGUUGUCGAUAAGCCACUGAUUAAGAUGACACUCGGUGUGAGGAAGCUGAAGGGAGGACGAAGGACGAUGCGACUUAGGCUAAAAAAUAACACUUUUCUUCCUGAUGAUAUAGACGAAAAGCCACUGCGUCCCCCUCCCCGUGUCAUGUCAGACCUCAGAACAAACUGUUAUACAUAAUGUUUAGUAUUCUCUGACCUGUUGUGGGCUUGUAUGCGAUGUUGUGUGGGAUUGUGUUCACGUCUUUAAGUGAUACUGCUGAUAACCUGGAACACAAAUCCACUUUGGUUUUUAUCUUUUAGUCAGGUGAGGUGUUAUUCGCCACGCUUUCACCCAUCUUGUAGUAAUGUUGUGCGUGUAUUUUGGAGGAGGGGUGCAUGCUGGGGUUUGCAUACCGUCGUUGGUGUUAUGCGCAGGGAGAGGGAGGGGGAGGGGGGGCGGGGCUGCGGGGGACCUCGGAUGCUGAGGUAUUUAAAAUAUACUGUCUCUGACAGUGUUCAGCAUUAAAACAAACAUGGAUGUCUCUUUAAUCAAAGGACCAAUACGUUAUACUCAGUAGAAACAAAAUUACGUGAUGCAAAAUCUACUAAUAAGCCGUAUUAUUUUAUUUUAUUUUAUUUUAUUCUAUUUUAUUUGUUUCCAGUGGAGAAGCACAAGUUUAACAGACAGUGUAUCGGGGAAGAAUAGCUAUACAGGUUAAAGAAGUCAUAUAUUUAUUUAUUUUCUAAUUCCUUCCUUCUUUUUCUCUUUCACUUUUUUUUUUAACAAUCGUGUGUAUCUUUGCCCUCAAUGAGGACUGUACAGCUUUUUGUGUUUUGUUUUCACCUUGUGUGUAUAGUUGCGCAUCUACAGUAACGUAUCUUAUUUUUGUAACUGUGACAAAAGUAUACACAUACAGUAUAGAUGUAUAUAUACCGUAUAUUACCCAGAAGUAAUGUGACAGGAGGGAUUCUCUGUGCUGCACAUGAUUGUCUUCGGAUUGUUUUUGUUUGCUUUCUGUUUUUUUUGUUUUCUUUUGUUUUAUUCUUGCACUGGAUUCGAAAACUGCUUGAUGUAAAGAAAAAAAAAUGUGAUAAGUAAAUGUAAUUUAUUCAAAUAAAUACCAAAUAAUGGUUA